UAACCGGAGAGGACAAGAGCAGAAGGCACUAUGAGUGGGGGUCCUGUGGGGAGCAGGUCUGGGGGCCGAGGGGGACCAACAGCUCAGCAGAACAUUCCCUCCACCCUCCUCCAGGACCAUGAAAACCAGCGACUCUUCGAGAUGCUUGGCCGAAAAUGCUGGACACUGGCCACUGCAGUUGUUCAGCUGUACCUGGCGCUGCCCCCUGGAGCUGAGCAUUGGACCAUGGAACACUGUGGGGCUGUGUGCUUCGUGAAGGAUAACCCCCAGAAGUCCUACUUUAUUCGCCUUUAUGGACUUCAGGCUGGCCGGCUGCUCUGGGAACAGGAACUGUACUCGCAGCUGGUUUACUUCACUCCCACCCCCUUCUUUCACACAUUUGCUGGAGACGACUGCCAAGUGGGGCUGAACUUUGCAGACGAGGGUGAGGCCUUGGCCUUUCGGACCCUGGUGCAGGAGAAGAUACAAAAAAGGAGUCAGAGGCAAAGUGGAGCUGCAGACAGACGUCAGCUACCUCCACCACCAGCACCAGCUAAUGAAGAGAGAAGAGGAGGGCUCCCACCCCUGCCCCCACAUCCGGGUGGAGACCAAGGUGGCCCACCAGCUGGCCCACUGUCCCUGGGGCUGGUGACAGUGGACAUCCAGAACCCUGAUAUCACAAGUUCACGAUAUCGUGGGCUCCCGGCACCUGGCCCUGGCCCAGCUGAUAAGAAACGUUCAGGGAAGAAGAAGAUCAGCAAGGCUGAUAUUGGUGCCCCCAGUGGAUUCAAACAUGUCAGCCACGUGGGCUGGGACCCCCAGAAUGGAUUCGAUGUGAACAACCUAGAUCCAGAUCUACGGAGCCUCUUCUCCAGGGCAGGAAUCAGUGAGGCUCAGCUCACUGAUGCAGAGACCUCCAAACUUAUUUACGACUUCAUUGAGGACCAGGGUGGUCUGGAGGCUGUGAGACAAGAGAUGAGACGUCAGGAACCGCUUCCACCACCCCCACCACCAUGCCGAGGAGGGAAUCAGCCCCCGCGGCCCCCUAUGGUGGGGGGUAACAAGGGUCGAUCUGGUCCAUUGCCCCCUGUACCUUUGGGGGGUGCCCCACCCCCACCAACCCCCAGGGUACCCCCACCCCCAGGCCGAGGGGGCCCACCACCACCACCUCCUCCAACCACUGGACGUACUGGACCACCACCUCCUCCGCCCCCUGGAAUUGGGGGGCCUCCCGCGCCACCCCCACCACCGCCACCCCCACCCCCACCACCCAGCUCAGGGGUUGGGCCAGUCCCUCCCCCAACUCCUCCUACUCUGGUGCCUGGCGGGGGGCUGGCCCCUGGUGGGGGUCGAGGGGCACUUUUGGAUCAAAUCCGGCAAGGAAUUCAGCUGAACAAGACCCCUGGGGCCAUAGAGAGCUCAGCACUGCAGCCACCACCUCAGAGCUCAGAGGGGCUCGUGGGUGCCUUGAUGCAUGUGAUGCAGAAGAGAAGCAGAGCUAUCCACUCUUCAGACGAAGGAGAGGACCAGGCCGGGGAUGAAUUUGAAGAUGAUGAAUGGGAUGACUGAACUGCCCUCAGAGUUCCUGCAACCCAGUGGCUCCCACUCCACCUGUUCUGUGCCCACCCCUGUAGCCCAGGUCCCUCCACUGUCAGCUUCCUGUCGCCUAGUCUCCAAUGCUGUCAUCCUUGACGGGUCUCCUCCACACUUGCCCUAGAGACACCUGGGCCCUUUAUUUUUUUUUUUAACAAAAUUUCUUACUUCUCUUCACUCAAGGAUUUUUAAACA
Molecule: messenger RNA, 1767 nt
Organism: Sciurus carolinensis (gray squirrel)
Lineage: Eukaryota; Metazoa; Chordata; Mammalia; Rodentia; Sciuridae
Gene: Was
Product: WASP actin nucleation promoting factor
Exons: 12
Coding region: 31-1548 (505 amino acids)
Biological process (GO): actin filament organization
Molecular function (GO): actin binding
Source: RefSeq, a predicted model, not a curated record